ACAAAAAGAGUCAUUGUGUACCACUGCAGGCCUGUUUUUUUCGGGCUUUUCGCUUGGCUAAUGUUCUGUCUAAAUGAUUUUUAUAAUGGACACCUCAGCAACAACUAAUCGUAAGUUAGGUAUAUUUAUAUUAAGUAAGUAGAAGUACCACUACCAUGAAUUCACUCCUGAUUGUACAUCAACAUAAUUGAAAUUGUGUCAUUUUUAAGUACUCCAGUCUUUGUCGGAAGCGCCGUUGUUUUUCCCGUUAUAUCAAAGGAUUCGACUCAUGACGGUGCAUGAAUAGAGGGAAGAGAAUGUCAAUGUGCUGAGAAACGAGGUCGUAAUACUGUUCGUAAGAGUCGAUGCUGGACGAGGCAGGGGAGGCUGACCACAAAAAUGCCGUUCUUUGAUCUCUUUGGCGGAAGCACGGGUAUCGCAGACGGCAACCAUGUUCACGAUGCUUCCUAUAGCGGUAGCCAUGGGCAGCACGACGCUUCGUCCUCUUCAGGGGGGAUGUUUUCUGAUCUUUUCGGCGGGGACGGCGGAGGGACAUCCAAUCGGCCUGCGCCUAUCGACGAGCAUGAGUUCAUGUCCCGCCUCGUAGAUGCACAUUACGGGUUGCCGACACAUGGAGACACCGAGAAGCAGCUUGGCACCGCGCUCUCGGCACUAUCGCAGCACAGCGAAGCCAGCAAUGAGCACGCAAUCAGCGACGGCGUGUUCAGUUUAGCAGCAAAAAAAUGGAUCUUUCGCGGACCACCGGAAAAACCUGUGGACCCGCUAGAGCCCCAGCCGUCGUUAAAGCUACCGCCAGAGCAUGAGCAAGCAGUGUUGCGACAAACAAUUCAACAAGUGCUGUCAGAAAAAGUCACCACCGCAGUAAAAGACCUAAGGAAGUUGGACAAAAUGCGUGAGAUCUUAGAAAAGCCGCAGCCCGCUGACCUUGCCUGGAAAGAGGCGAUACAGGUCUAAGAUUAUUCUUAGAUGGCAAUUCCUUGUUCUAGUCCUAGUUUCGAAAACUUUUUGCACAACCGCGCACCAAAGUUGAAGGCCGGAUGAACAUGGUUUUUAGGAUGAUGGUAGAGCUAGAAAGAGGUGUUGUUCUUAGCGGUGACAUAGGAAAAAUAAUCUGAAGAUGAAGAAAACUACACUUUAUCAGGCUCGGUUAGAGGACCUACCGGCUGGUGGCAAUCACGAACUGAGCGGCAAGAUUGAGUCCGAAGUACCAGCAGCGUCGAUAGCACACAAGGCGGGCGGGAUCCACGGCGUUGUGGGAGGCAGCCUGGACGAUGGCCUGGACGAUGGCAUGGGGGGUGCGCAACUUGUGACAAAGCAGGACCUUUUGUUGAAUCCAUUGACAGGCCAGUUGGUAGAUUCAAUCGGCGAUCACUUGAGUGCUGGACCCGGACCGGCAACCGAGAAUCUAUUCCUCUGGAAGGCUGAUGCACAUGAGUUUAAAAGUGCCGGAGCCGAAGACGCGGAGCCCUACGUGGUGGUCCGUGAUCACAAUGCGGGAUCUGGAACAACCGCGGAAACGUCAGGCUUCGCAAACGGCGGAGGCGAGAGCUCGGCUUCGUCAUCCUCCAGCGCGUUACAGUUGCUGCCGUUGCGCUCAGCACUCGCGUACGGUGAUAAUAGGGAGUUAUGGUACCGCGACGCAGCGGGACACAUCUAUACUCCGGACAAAAGCAUGGUAGUAGAUGUAGAUGCAGCGACGGGAACGGUCACACUAAAAGAGACAGGGCUGGACGGAAGCGUGCCACAAGCAGAUCAUCUGACAGGGCCACCGGAAGAAUGGAAGCUGCAAGAUGAUGGUAUCUAAACUCUAGGGACACACAACUGUUCAUAUGUUUUUGUUGUUGUUGUGAAUGUGGCGUUAAAUUCCUAUCGUUCGAGAGGCAUCGAUUAUGCUGCAGUUGUAAUGGCGAACUGUUUCAGUCUCAUAACACGUGUAAAAAUUUUCAAUUUCAUAGGUACACUUCAAUCUGGCGCGGGAAAGGAGUAUCUGCAGUUUCCCGGCACAACGACUACAUUUGUAGACACGCGGUUACUAGAUCCUAUAUCCGUGUCGUCAAACGUGCCUGAUAUACCAGAGCAUCCAGCAAGUUUCGCUGUCGACGAUAAUCCGCAUCAUUUCUGGCUAGCCCCGCACACGGUAGGUAAGCAACUCCCCUUAGCCAGUGGUGCACACGGUAGCUACCAACACGGCCACCCCUACCUAGUCGUGGAUGCGGGGGGGCCGAAAUAUAUUGAGAAUAUGCAACUCGAGUUCACAGAUCCGCCAAGAGAAUUUUUAGUUUCCGGCAGCGCAGACAACGGGCACAGCUGGCAAAAAAUAUUCGGCACCGAUCUCAACGCAGCGUAUUCUCGUCUCAACUACAUACAUUUACAUUCAUUGUUAAUGAGCCAGAAAUGUAUGUGCUAUGUACUGAGUCUGACCGUGGUACGCAGGUCUGGUGAAAAAUAUGCUCUGAGUGCAGAGUUGUAGCAAUUCGAUUUGCUCUGGAUCACUUGUAGAGGGUGCGUGGAGAAAUAACUUGUAGAGCUCCUGUCAUGAUUACGAUCGAAAUUUCGACUUCAUCCUCUGUGCGUUCAGGUACAACGUUUCGGUUCCAGUGUUGGGUAAGUUUUCCCAUCUGAAAGUGACGUUUCUAGAGCCCCUGCGUACGACACCGCUGAUCACGGACGGACAGUUUGGAGUGAGACACGUAGACUUGUACGGAAAACAGAGCGACCCACCGUUCGUUGGUGGAUAUCCAAUUUUUGGUCCGAUAGGACACUACCAGUUCGAGCAUCUGCGGGGUCCUCUCCCAGACGUGCACAAAGUAGAUCGGUUGCUGGAGUUAGGGCGGCAACUGGACGUCGCGACGAGCAAGCUCUCACUCGCAGAAGAGCGGUACGACGCAACACUAGACCAGACGGAGACGCCCGGCAGUGUGUUUCUGGGAUCGAGCAGUCUUGCAGGUGCCGGUAGCCGACUUGGCGGCGGUCUUUCCAGCUUACUCGGCGGCGGCGCUUCGGCAGAAGACUAUUCGAAUGGGAAUCAGCACGACGGCGGCCCAGGAGGCGAGUUUCUCGGGUAUGGGUCACCAUUUAGUGCUUUUGGGCGCGGCGGAGUUGCCGGUGGUGAGUCGGCAGCCGAAGCGGCGACACUGGCAGGAAAAGCAACAAGCUUGCCGGCUGAAGCUGGCGCAUUUGCCUGGAGAACGCUCGAGAUGAGCUCAAGCGCGCUGUUGGCCGGUUUUGUCUUCAUAACAAGUUUUCUCCCCAACUCAAUUCAGAGCGGCAGCUGUGUGGGUGAAAGUGGCGAUAGAACACAAUCCGGUGCUGCUCUUGAGGGUGGAAAUGACAUUCUACUGGCAGACCAGCGGGGUGGUUCGUCGUUUUCAAGUGUGCGAUUAAGUGGUGGGGCACGCGUAUCCGCGGGACACAUAUUUCUCUGACUGUGGGAAAACAUAAGCAAUAAGUUUUCCUGCUUGCAGUCGAUACACAGAUUGAUAAGUAUAAUAUGAGAAAGUAGAUGAAGAUCUAGAUUGAUAGCUCUUAGUUCUUAUUAACGAAAUUGACACUGUUCUUUGGACAUAAUGAUACGCCUAAGCUGAUGUCAUACAUUGGGAUAGUGCCAUUAUAUGGACACGAAAGCGCAUUCGUACCGAGUUGAAAUGAUUUCUUGGUUAAAUCACAUCAUGUCAAUACUCUACACUUAUUCACGCAGUCGCAUUGUUGAUCCGAUUUUGUCAUGCUAAUCUUGCGUAUUCUUUUCCAUGGUUAUUUCGAAGUAUCAGUUCCCAUUGCUAGAUAGUAGAAGGUCUUUUUUUAUCAUUUACACCCUUAUUUACUUAAGCAUAACCUAAUAAAGUCGAUGGGAUGAUUCUCCCCACCGCAGAAUAAUUUUCUUCAAAGUAAGGAAGACCAAAAAUGCAGGCAGAUUGAAUAAAUUUUCAUCCUUUUAAAACCAGUGGGUGUCUUUGUUCAGACACCCGCAGCCUCUCCUAGCGCGUUUCAGGGCACGCGACGCAACGCUCUCAUGAUUGCUUUUAUCGGGAGCUUUUUUUCGCUGGCUCUGUACGCACACCAACCAUCCACGAACUGCCCGUAUGUGGACUGGGUGAUACGCGAACGGGGAUACUUCGUUGAGUCGCACUAGUAGAUAUCCGAGGUCGAGAUGUUCUUCAUGUUGAAUGUUUUCCUUUGCAGUCUGUGCAUUUCUGCGUAAAGCACGAUGAAUUCUUCGUUUUCAUACCUACGCACCAUUGGUACUGUUGAGGCAGCAACUUUUCUGGACGAUAACUAUGAUUUCCAGUGAAGGUGCUAGUCCUUCUUGUCAAACCCGGUGAUAUAUCCUUUAUCUGGAUAGAACACGCUACGAUGACAUAGACGUCGCAUGUUGAUGUCGCGCUUUCGGGCAAAUUUUGCAUGCAGUACUCGAACGGAUUUUCGAUACUGGGAUUCGUCUCAGCCCUGUUUUUCUUGUGUC
This is a messenger RNA of Amoebophrya sp. A25, 4459 nucleotides long. Lineage: Eukaryota; Dinophyceae; Syndiniales; Amoebophryaceae. The record is from the annotation of a GenBank genome assembly.